AUGACUAGGGCUCCGGUCGUUGCCUUCCCGUCGGUCUGUGAAGUGGUUGAAUGCAUGGCUUGGCUGGAGUCAAAGAAGGGCUUCGCUAUGCUUCGCGACGCCUUCAAUGAAACCAGUUCUCACGCCGAUCUACUGUCCAUAUUUCCGAAUCCGGUAGGUUGUCUGUUGCUGUGUUUUAACGGUCUGACUUUCUCUAGGCUGCAUGCUGUCAUUCUACGAUAA
Messenger RNA from Dibothriocephalus latus, 222 nucleotides. The record is from the annotation of a GenBank genome assembly. Lineage: Eukaryota; Metazoa; Platyhelminthes; Cestoda; Diphyllobothriidea; Diphyllobothriidae.